AGGCAGGGAAGCUGCGGUGAGGGCUGGCAGCUGGAAGAGCCCUGAGCACCCAGCCCCCAGCCUGGCUCACACCCCAAAGCCUGGAGAGAGGCUGCUGCGCCAUUGACCUGUGGACUCCAGAGACUCCCGCUGUGCAUUCCUCUGAUCCAGAAGGUUUCCUGGAUUAUGUGAUGAGAAACCUGGGUUCGAACCCUAACUUGUCACCAACGUCCUGAGUGACCUGGGCUGUCCCGUCCCCUCUUGGAAUCUCCGUCUUCCAUCUCUUCGGCGAAGGGGUUGACUUAUAAGGAUGUUUUCUGCUCUGACGCUGUGAUUUGAAUUUUGUAUCUCUACGAGAUAUUCGAGAAGUCUGGCCAGCAGGAUGGAAUCUGAAAUAACAAUGGUUCUGGACUGGACUUUGUGCUCAGCGCAACUCAUCUUUGCCUGAGACCUAGGAGUGGUCCCAGGCUCUCCUGAUGUGUCACCAUGCUUGGCAUCUGCUCCUCCCCUUGCCCCCAUAUACCCAUGCUCUGAAGGGGAGUUCUCUUCCAUAGCAAAUCCGGGAGGAGCCGAGGAGCCAGGCCCUUUGUUCCAGACCCAGAAGCAGCCAUGGGGACCUGUGACAUUGUGACUGAAGUCAAUAUCUCAUCUGGCCCUGAGAGCAACACCACGGGCACCACAGCCUUCUCCAUGCCCGGCUGGCAGCUGGCACUGUGGGCCACAGCCUACCUGGCCCUGGUGCUGGUGGCCGUGACGGGCAAUGCCAUCAUCAUCUGGAUCAUCCUGGCCCACCGGAGGAUGCGCACAGUCACCAACUACUUCAUUGUCAAUCUGGCGCUGGCCGACCUCUGCAUGGCUGCCUUCAAUGCGACCUUCAACUUUGUCUAUGCCAGCCACAACAUCUGGUACUUUGGCCGUGCCUUCUGCUACUUCCAGAACCUCUUCCCCAUCACAGCCAUGUUUGUCAGCAUCUAUUCCAUGACUGCCAUUGCUGCCGACAGGUACAUGGCCAUCGUCCAUCCCUUCCAGCCUCGGCUUUCAGCCCCCGGCACCAAGGCGGUUAUUGCUGGCAUCUGGCUGGUGGCUCUCGCCCUGGCCUCCCCCCAGUGCUUCUACUCCACCGUCACCAUGGAUCAGGGUGCCACCAAGUGCGUGGUGGCCUGGCCCGAAGACAGCGGGGGCAAGACGCUCCUCCUGUACCACCUCGUGGUGAUCGCCCUCAUCUACUUCCUGCCGCUCGCGGUGAUGUUCGUCGCCUACAGCGUCAUCGGCCUCACGCUCUGGAGGCGCGCAGUGCCCGGACAGCAGACCCACGGUGCCAACUUGCGCCACCUGCAGGCCAAGAAGAAGUUUGUGAAGACCAUGGUGCUGGUGGUGGUGACGUUUGCCAUCUGCUGGCUGCCCUACCACCUCUACUUCAUCCUGGGCAGCUUCCAAGAGGACAUCUACUGCCACAAGUUCAUUCAGCAGGUCUACCUGGCACUCUUCUGGUUAGCCAUGAGCUCUACCAUGUACAAUCCCAUCAUCUACUGCUGCCUCAACCACAGGUUUCGCUCUGGAUUCCGGCUUGCCUUCCGCUGCUGCCCGUGGCUCACACCCACCGAGGAAGAUAAGCUCGAGCUGACUCCCACGCCCUCCCUCUCCACGAGAGUCAAAAGAAGCAGCCUCAGGCCUUCACCAGAUGCAGCUGCCCAAUCUUGGAUAUUCCAGCCACCAGAAUCAUGAGCCAAAUAAACCUCUUUUCUUUAUAAAUUACCUAGUCUCGGGUAUUCCAUCUAGUCUCGGGUAUUCCAUGAAAGCAACACAAAUGGACUAAGACAGGUGCCUGCUGAACCCUGAAGCCUUGUCUGGCUGUGGAACAAGGUGUAGCACCCUUUGAGAAGUAGCCAGUCGAGAAGACCGAUCUGAAAGUUCAGCUCAUGCCCAUCUUUCAGUACACCAAUGCAAAGACAACAUGGGGCCAGAACUCCAGAAAGGAUGCUGACUCUAAGAGGACUCAGCCACCCAUCUCAGAGAGCACUUCAGGGAAUCCAGUAAGGGUCAGAAAAGGCAGUGUGAGCUGAUAUUUAUCUAAUCUAGGAGAUGCAAGCUCAAAUGCCUUCCUGGGGCACACAAGAAUAUGUAUAAAAGAAAAGCUGCAAAUGUGAUGAUAAAAGGCAACUGACUUCCAGCCUCAGUUUGAGCUAUUAGGGAGUGGUGGGGGCCAUGGCAACCUGGAGAGGAUAGGCAUUCAAAGGGGACAGGAACUACUCAGCUCUGGACAAGCGUUGCCACAUGGUAAUGGGAGCCCACUGUUGCUAGAUAUUCCUAAAUCUUUCGAGAGAAGCUAUAAAUCCACAUUUGUAUGUGAGUCUUCCAGAUUUGUUGAAUUUGACCCACAUUUUUGUAAACUUUGCAUAAGCUAAACAAAACAUAUCCAUGGGCAAUGCAACCAUGACACUGACUCACCAUCAGGAUGCGGAUACAAAGGAGGAAACUUCUUAUUUCACGAAGCCCAGUGACUGAGUCAGCGGAGGGCUUCUCUGUCUCAGUAUUUAAGAUGUAAGAUACAGCCCAGGUAGAUGGUGAUUAAGAGUCAAAAAAGCCAGCUGUUUCCCCUCAGGCAAGUCACUGUGACCUCUGCCCAGUAUCGUCACUACUUCACAGGGAUGCUGUGAGGAACGAUGGGAGUCAUGCCUAUAAGCUAGCAGGCCAGGCCAGAUUAAGUGCCCAAUACAUGGUAGCCAGGACUUUUUUUUUUUUUUUUUUGAGACAGGGUCUCUGUCUG
This is a messenger RNA of Cercocebus atys (sooty mangabey), 2746 nucleotides long. It is a transcript of the gene TACR2, whose product is annotated as tachykinin receptor 2. The coding region runs from base 589 to 1704 and encodes 371 amino acids. Gene Ontology annotation, cellular component: plasma membrane; sperm midpiece. Gene Ontology annotation, biological process: positive regulation of flagellated sperm motility; G protein-coupled receptor signaling pathway. Gene Ontology annotation, molecular function: substance K receptor activity. Lineage: Eukaryota; Metazoa; Chordata; Mammalia; Primates; Cercopithecidae. The transcript is spliced from 6 exons. The record is from RefSeq and is a predicted model, not a curated record.